Molecule: messenger RNA, 764 nt
Organism: Porites evermanni
Lineage: Eukaryota; Metazoa; Cnidaria; Anthozoa; Scleractinia; Poritidae
Source: the annotation of a GenBank genome assembly
AUGAAAGCAGACAAAGAUCUCUUGAGAAGGGUGAUAGUAGCCUUGGAAUCCGGUCGUGAUGUAGAUGUCAAUACGUUGCUUCAAAGCGAGCUUGCUCCAGUCCUAAAGUCACUUGCUACCUUAGACGGAAGUCUACGAGAAGUAGGGAAGUCGGAUCUUGGUAUCAUUUUACAAGGAAAUGUCUGUAAGAGCCAAAUGCCCAUCAGCAGGAGUCAAACUUGCACUAUUAUUGAUGGAAUGGCAGCUGUUCAGUCCCUCGCCAACUCUUCAGGAGCAAAAACCUUUGGUGAGUGGAGUGACCGAUUUCCUCGUCAUGUCACUUCCCAUUUUUCGGACAGUUCUACAAGGGUUGACGUGCUAUUUGACAGAUAUGUCAAGAACUCGAUAAAAGGAGGGACCAGAGACAAGCGCAAGGAGAAAAGGAAUACAGAAGAAUAAGAAAAGAAUACAUGUCUUGAUGUACCCGCAAUGUGGAUAACAGAGAUCAGAGAAUCGGAAACUGGGAAAGGUUCAUCAUUCUAGAAGAUAACAAGGCUAGCCUAGCUCAUUUCCUCUCGACUGAAAUCUCGGAGAGUUACAGAGCGCCUCCUGGGCGAGAGCGGGUGAUCAAUGGAGGCUUCAAGGAUACACUGAAGGUGUGGUCAUCUGACACAUCACGACAAGAUAUAAGAGAGCUCGCAUCAGAUCAUGAGGAGGCAGAUACUAGAAUAGUACUGAACGCCCGAGACGCAGCAGCAAGAGGGUACAAGCAAGUUGUGUCGUGA